AUGGCAAGCACGUACAACCUCGCCGAACUUGGCGACCUGCCUGUGCCGCCUCGCGAGAAUCUUUUCGCUGCCGCCAGAUACAUGACACGCCUUGCCGAGGCCAAUGGGAUUGCCAUUGCUUUAAUAGGAGGGUUGGCAAUGAACAUCCGCGGUUCCAUGCGCGACACUGUGGAUAUUGAUCUCGUGCUUGGGGCUCGAAUGAUUGAUAUCAACGCAAUCUUCAGACAGCAGCCACGGCUUGUCAUUCCAAACACAGUCACCCUUGACAAUAUAACUAAGGUGUUUGUACACACUGGUCCAAAAUACGGAGAUCUUGACUGCACCACGAAUUUCGAUGUUGAGGCCGAUGUCAUGGCGGAAGGUCAUUGGGGGACACCAGAUUCGAUAGCCAACCAUCAGCAACACUACGAUGUCGAAAACCUCACUGGCCACUCAGAGUCCUUUUCCCUUCUUGAUUUAUUCUCUGCGAUGAAGGCGAAGUUGUAUGCCUACCAGGAACGACAGGCCAUGAAAGAUUUCCACGACAUCAAGUUUUUGUUGGAUCACUAUGGCGACGAAGUCAGUCGCUUUUCCGAUAAGCUGGACGAAUCCAACUGUUCAUUUUUGCUUGAGAAAAUGGAAAGCAUGGAGCUGGUCACUCAGGAGGAAUUCAAUCGAUACAUAGAGAUGUUUGGCAUGAAGCCACUCUAA
This is a messenger RNA of Lasiodiplodia theobromae, 690 nucleotides long. RefSeq lists its product as uncharacterized. The record is from RefSeq and is a predicted model, not a curated record. NCBI's taxonomy places the organism in Eukaryota, Fungi, Ascomycota, Dothideomycetes, Botryosphaeriales, Botryosphaeriaceae. The coding region runs from base 1 to 690 and encodes 229 amino acids. The transcript has 3 exons.